AGGGCCGCCUGGAAUUGGAACCUCCUGAGAGCGGGCGGUGGGAGUCUGCUGGCCGGAGCCGAGGACGGGCCGCGGCCGGCACGCCCUGCGCCCCAGAGCACGGUCGCUGCCUCUUCGGCUGCCUUCCCUUCCUCGGGCCCUCCCCUCCAGACGCCCCCAUGGCGCAGUUCGUGUUCGAGAGUGACCUGCACUCGCUGCUCCAGCUGGACGCGCCCAUCCCCAAUGCACCGCCCGCCCGCUGGCAGCGCAAAGCUAAGGACGCGGCGGGGCCCGCCCCCUCGCCCAUGCGGGCUGCCAACCGGUCCCACAGCGCCGGCAGGACCCCGGGGCGAACCCCUGGUAAAUCCAGCUCUAAGAGUCAGACCACUCCCAGCAAGCCUGGCGGCGACCGCUAUAUCCCCCAUCGCAGUGCUUCCCAGAUGGAGGUGGCCAGCUUCCUCCUGAGCAAGGAGAACCAGCCAGAAAACAGCCAGACGCCCACCAAGAAGGAACAUCAGAAAGCCUGGGCUUUGAACUUGAACGGUUUCGAUGUGGAGGAAGCCAAGAUCCUUCGGCUCAGUGGAAAACCACAGAAUGCCCCAGAGGGUUACCAGAACAGACUGAAAGUGCUCUAUAGCCAAAAGGCCACACCUGGCUCCAGCCGGAAGGCAUGCCGUUACAUUCCUUCCCUGCCAGACCGCAUCCUGGAUGCCCCUGAAAUCCGGAAUGACUACUACCUGAAUCUUGUGGAUUGGAGCUCUGGAAAUGUCCUAGCCGUGGCACUGGACAACAGUGUGUACUUGUGGAAUGCUAGCUCUGGUGACAUCCUGCAGCUGCUCCAAAUGGAACAGCCUGGGGAGUAUGUAUCUUCUGUAGCCUGGAUCAAAGAGGGCAACUACCUGGCUGUGGGUACCAGCAGUGCUGAGGUGCAGCUGUGGGAUGUGCAACAGCAGAAACGGCUUCGAAACAUGACCAGUCACUCUGCACGAGUGGGCUCCCUGUGUUGGAAUAGCUAUAUCCUGUCCAGUGGCUCACGCUCCGGCCAUAUCCACCACCAUGAUGUUCGUGUAGCAGAACACCAUGUGGCCACACUGAGUGGCCACAGCCAGGAAGUAUGUGGAUUGCGCUGGGCCCCAGACGGACGACAUUUGGCCAGUGGUGGCAAUGAUAACUUGGUCAAUGUGUGGCCCAGUGCUCCUGGAGAAGGUGGCUGGGUUCCCCUGCAGACAUUCACCCAGCAUCAAGGGGCUGUCAAGGCUGUAGCUUGGUGUCCCUGGCAGUCCAAUGUCCUUGCAACCGGAGGGGGCACCAGUGACCGACACAUUCGCAUCUGGAAUGUCUGCUCUGGGGCCUGUCUGAGUGCUGUGGAUGCUCAUUCCCAGGUGUGCUCCAUCCUCUGGUCUCCCCACUACAAGGAGCUCAUAUCAGGCCAUGGCUUUGCCCAGAACCAGCUGGUUAUUUGGAAGUACCCAACCAUGGCCAAGGUGGCUGAGCUCAAAGGUCACACAGCCCGGGUCCUGAGUCUGACCAUGAGUCCAGAUGGGGCCACAGUGGCAUCAGCCGCAGCAGAUGAGACCCUGCGGCUAUGGCGCUGCUUUGAGUUGGAUCCUGCUCGCCGGCGGGAGCGGGAAAAGGCCAGUGCAGCCAAAAGCAGCCUCAUCCACCAAGGCAUCCGCUGAGGACCAACUCAACACCUUCAGUGUUUUUUUUUGUUUUUUUUUUCCUAAUAAAGUCACGUCUCC
Talpa occidentalis (Iberian mole) is the source of this 1721-nucleotide messenger RNA. It is a transcript of the gene CDC20, whose product is annotated as cell division cycle 20. Lineage: Eukaryota; Metazoa; Chordata; Mammalia; Eulipotyphla; Talpidae. The transcript has 10 exons. Bases 159 to 1658 code for a protein of 499 amino acids. The record is from RefSeq and is a predicted model, not a curated record. Gene Ontology annotation, biological process: anaphase-promoting complex-dependent catabolic process; positive regulation of ubiquitin protein ligase activity; positive regulation of anaphase-promoting complex-dependent catabolic process. Gene Ontology annotation, cellular component: anaphase-promoting complex. Gene Ontology annotation, molecular function: ubiquitin ligase activator activity; protein binding; anaphase-promoting complex binding.